Molecule: messenger RNA, 1248 nt
Organism: Rotaria sp. Silwood1
Lineage: Eukaryota; Metazoa; Rotifera; Eurotatoria; Philodinida; Philodinidae
Source: the annotation of a GenBank genome assembly
AUGACAAAUGGAAGUGAUCUUAUUUCAAAAAUUCAUGCAAUGAUGGAAAAACAUAAAGAAUCAUUUUUUGUUGUUCGUUUACGUAAUCCAAUGUCAAAUCCUGCAACAUUAACCGAUACAGAUCCAUUAAUACAAUGUGAUUUAAUGGAAUCUCGUGAUGCAUUUUUAAAUUUUGCUCGUGAAAAACAUUGUGAAUUUUCUUCAUUAUGUCGUGCAAAAUAUUCAACAAUGGUUUCAUUAAUUGAAUUACAUUCAUCAACAGCCGAUAAAAUAUCUUAUACAUGUAAUUCAUGUCGACAAUUAUGGGAUAUUCGAUAUCAUUGUACAGAUAAUAAUGGAGUAGAAUAUGAUGAUGAAUCCAUCGAUGAUACUUCUUCUCUUGAUGAAUAUGAAAAUGAAGUUCAAAGUAUUGAACAUUUUUAUCAACGUUUCAAUCAACAAUACAAUGGUUGUCCAGUAUUUUUUAUGGGUUCUCUUCAAGAAGCUUGUCAAACAGCAUUCAAUGCAUCAACGAUUAAAGAUCGUCGACCAGUACUCGUCUAUAUACAUCAUGAUAAGAGUUCGUACAGUGAUACAUUCUUUUCAAACAUAUUCUGUUCAGACAGUAUUAUUGAAUGUUUACUUGAAAAUUAUAUUGUCUGGCCAUGGGAUAUCACAUAUGAAUCAAAUAGAAAUAUAUUGAAAAAAAUCUGGGAAGAAAUUUUUUCCGAUCAAUUUGCCAUUAUUUUUUCAUAUCAACGAUGUCCUAUGCUUAUUGGUAUCAUGCGAAGACCAGCAGGAAAAAAGGGUUGGUUAAUAUCAUCUGAAUACAAAGUUGAAUCCAUACUUGAAUGGAAUAUGUUAACACGUACUCAAGAGAAAUUAAAUCGUGAAACGUUAAAAAAUGAAUUGAUUAUUUUCAAGAAAGAGUUUGAUGAUAAUGAACAAAAUCUGUUUUUGUUAGGUUCUAUGAAUAGUUGUGACAAACACCGAAAGUCAUGCCUUCUUCCGACGUUAAUUAAACUUAUUACAAAUAUAACAAAUAUUCGACAUAUUCGUUUAAUUACUAAUAAACAUGGUCUUAAUCAAUUACUCUAUGAAGAUGAAUGGAAAAAUCUAGUAAAUAGUUGUCACAAUUUGAAAACAUUAACAUUUGAGAUGACUGAAAAUAUAUUACAAAAUAAUCAAUUAUCAGAAAAAUUACUGAAGAUUCAAAAUACAAUUCAUUAUUUCGGAAAAACAAUUAAAUUUCGAUUUAUCUGCGUUUAA